Molecule: messenger RNA, 1008 nt
Organism: Camelina sativa (false flax)
Lineage: Eukaryota; Viridiplantae; Streptophyta; Magnoliopsida; Brassicales; Brassicaceae
Source: RefSeq, a predicted model, not a curated record
AUGGAUGUGAAGAACGCCAUCUUGCAAGGAGAACUUGAAGAUGAAGUGUAUAUGCGGCCACCACCGGGCUUAGAAGACACCAUUGGUCCAGGGAAGGUCUUAAAGCUCAACAAAGCGAUCUAUGGCUUGAAACAGUCUCCAAGGGCAUGGUACCAUAAGCUAAGCACCACUCUCCUUGACAAAGGUUUUCGCAAGUGUGAGGCGGAUCACACUCUAUUCACCUUACCAAGCACCAAAGGUAUAGUAGUCAUUCUAGUGUAUGUUGAUGAUAUCAUCAUCACUGGAAGUGACUCGUUGAAAUACUUUCUUGGGAUAGAAGUUUAUAGAUCAAGUGAAGGACUAUUUUUGUCUCAAAGGAAAUAUGCGCUUGACUUAUUGAGUGACACAGGAAAAUUAGGAUCUAAGGCAGUGGCAACGCCACUUGAAGAGAACUACAAGGCCGGAGGACAGGGGGAGCUUGACAUCGCUCCAUUCAAGGAUGUUAGCCUCUACCGGCGCCUAGUAGGUAAGCUUAUCUACUUAACCAUCACCCGGCCUGACAUUUGUUUUGCUGUGAAUCAGGUGAGCCAGCCUAUGAAGAAUCCUACCGUGUACCACUGGAACAUGCUGACCCGGAUCCUCAAGUACAUCAAAGGUUCACCGGGACAAGGCAUUUGGAUGGGGCGCAACAAGAAUUCCAAACUAGUAGGCUACUACGACGCCGACUAUACCGGAGAUCGUGAAGACCGACGCUCGACAACUGGCUACUGCACGUUCCUUGGUGGUAACCUAGUCACGUGGAAGAGCCAGAAGCAAAAGGUUGUAUCACUCUCAAGUGCCGAAUCCGAAUAUAGAGCCAUGAGGAAGCUUAUGACAGAACUGAUGUGGCUCAAGGGUCUCCUCAAGGACCUUGGAAUCGAGUCAACAAAGCCGAUCACCAUGCACUGUGAUAACGAAGCCGCCAUCCAUAUAGCAACCAAUUCAGUGUUUCACGAGAGAACCAAACAUAUUGAAGUGGAUUGCCAUAAG